AUGGCGCCGCGGCCGCUGGGUCCUCUGGUGCUGGCGCUGGGCGGUGCCGCGGCCGUGCUAGGCUCGGUGCUCUUCAUCCUCUGGAAGACCUACUUCGGCCGCGGCCGGGAGCGGCGCUGGGACGAGAGCGAGGCCUGGUGGGGCGCGGAGCCUGCCCGCCUCCCCGUGUGGGACGGCUGGCAAGGGGUUGCUUGUAGCAGCCUGACCUCUGUCCUGCAGCCCGAGGACGAGGAGGACGAGGAACCAGCGCUGGAGGAGCUGGAGCAGAGAGAGGUGCUGGUGUUGGGGUUGGACGGCUCCGGGAAAAGCACGUUCCUGCGUGUGCUAUCUGGAAAGCCUCCGCUGGACGGCCACGUCCCCACCUGGGGCUUCAACUCUGUGCGGCUGCCCACCAAGGACUUUGAGGUGGACCUGCUAGAGAUCGGUGGCAGCCAAAACCUGCGCUUCUACUGGAAGGAAUUUGUGAAUGAGGUGGAUGUGCUGGUGUUCAUGGUGGACUCAGCUGACCGGCUACGCCUGCAGCGGGCCCGGCAGGAGCUACACAAGCUGCUGGACAAGGACCCUGAUCUGCCUGUCGUCGUGGUGGCUAAUAAGCAGGUGAGGGCUGCAGAAGCUAACUCAGGCCAACUGGGCCUCCACCCACAGAUGUCUGGGCAGGGCAGGAAGCAUCUGGGGAUUCAGACCCAGGUCGUGGCUUGGCAAGCCUGGCUAAGAUACUGUUCCCAUCUCCUCUGCCUGUUCCCUGGCCUCAUUCCUAGCUCUGUCUUCCUUCCUCUCUGCUUCUCUUAUCAUCUCUCACCCUAG
Molecule: messenger RNA, 804 nt
Organism: Orycteropus afer afer
Lineage: Eukaryota; Metazoa; Chordata; Mammalia; Tubulidentata; Orycteropodidae
Source: RefSeq, a predicted model, not a curated record